Molecule: messenger RNA, 5103 nt
Organism: Camponotus floridanus (Florida carpenter ant)
Lineage: Eukaryota; Metazoa; Arthropoda; Insecta; Hymenoptera; Formicidae
Gene: ttk
Product: protein tramtrack, alpha isoform
Exons: 5
Coding region: 828-2420 (530 amino acids)
Biological process (GO): regulation of transcription by RNA polymerase II
Cellular component (GO): nucleus
Molecular function (GO): protein binding
Source: RefSeq, a predicted model, not a curated record
UGAACGAGGGCGCGCGAGCGAGCGAGGCGAGCGUUUGCGUUCGGGUUCGAGCGGGUGUUUGUCGCGCUCGCUGCUGUUGCGUUGCGUUGCGUUGCGUUGCGUUGCGUUGCGUUACGGUGCGGCGCGGUGCGACGUGGUGCGGUGUGUUGCGGUGCGGUGCGGUGCGGUGCGGUGCGACGUGGUGCGACGUGGUGCGGUGCCGCGCGACGACGGUGAAGGGUACUACGAGUGGAAGACACGGCCGUGGCUGGGCUGCUAGGCGGGCGUAGGCGAGGUUCCGUGACGGCCGUUCGGUGGCGCAGCAGAAAUUCCCCGGCGCGGGUUGGUCGGCUACGUGGUGUGCGUGCGUUUCGCGUCUCGCUCUCGCUCACGUCGCCCGACUCGUGAGUGUGCGUGGCGCGUACGUGUGUAGCGGUCGUCCGCGCGCACGUAUCUGCCCCGAGAGUCCGUCCGCGCCUCGACUUGCUGACAUGGCGUCCUAGUGCUGCGCACGGACAAAGUUGCCCGUCCUUUCGCGCACCACGGAAACUGAUCUCUACCUCCCAUUUUUUCUCGCCUUGCCUCGCGUCGUCGUCGCCGUCAUCGAGUCGAGUCGAGUCGCGAGGAUGUCAAGGUCACGAGUAAGCCGGACACGAUAAUUCUUGGCCGAUGAAGAGCAGAGCAGCACGAGGACGAGUAGUAGAAGGAGCAGCAGCACGAGCAAGAGCGAGUGGCUUCGUCAUCGUAGAAGGUGGUGGCGCCGUGGAGAAGCAAAAGAAGAAACGAGGACGAAGUGGCGGCAGCAGAGGCAACGACGACAAUAGGGCGACAAGCAGCCAGGUCCCUCCAUGUUAGCGGAUAUCAACGGCAACCUGGCGGAUUUGAGAAGCGAAGCGAUGGCGUCGCAGAGGUUCUGUUUGCGCUGGAACAAUCACCAGAGCAAUCUGCUUUCCGUCUUCGACCAGCUGUUGCACGACGAGUCUUUCGUCGACGUCACGCUGGCCGUUGAGGGCCAAUUACUCAGGGCGCAUAAGAUGGUGCUGUCGGCAUGUAGCCCCUAUUUUCAGGCCUUGUUUGUUGGCCAUCCCGAUAAGCACCCGAUAGUCAUUCUCAAGGAUGUUCCGUACGUGGACAUGCGCAGCCUUCUGGACUUUAUGUACCGCGGCGAGGUAAGCGUCGACCAAGACCGAUUGACCGCCUUUCUACGAGUCGCCGAGUCCCUAAGGAUAAAAGGCCUGACCGAGGUGAACGAGGACAAAUGCGAUCUACCGAGUAUCACAUCCUCGUUAUUGGGUGGCGGUCAGAACGCGGUGGCGCCGCCACCGCCCAAUCUCCAUCGAAUCAACCAAAUUGGUCAGCAUCAUCAUCAUGUCGCGCAAAAGAGGUUCCACCAUAUGUCUAGCCAUCCAUUACUCGGUUCUGCGCUUACAGCGCCCAAGAGAAAACGCGGUAGACCCAGGAAAUUGAGCGGUUCGUCGGACACGCCGAUUGGUGAAGUCGGCGGCCAAGAUUUACAAUCGUGUUCGGGCGCCGAUCUGAUUCAAGGUUCACCCGAAAUGAUGGAAAUGAAGAUGGGACUGGAUUUUCAAAGCGAGGUCAGCGGCAACGGUAACAUCAGGAGUGGUACCAACACCACCAACAGCGUUGGUGCCGCGGCGACCGCUAGUAAUUCCGCCGCUAGUACAGGAUCCUCAGGAUCGUCGUCGGCGAGGAGAGACGAACCUACGGAGAAUGGCACCGAUACGCCGGAGCCGCCCAUCACGCGGGUUAAACGGGAACCAGAACCAACGCCCAGCACCUCGGCGCAAGCCUCGGAUGAGACAUUCGCGCGGCCGCACAGUAGACAAGGGAGUGAAGGUUUCAAGCAAGAAUUAGAAGAGACCUCGAGCGGUGGCGAUAGCGGCGAGCCGCCGACUCAUAUCCGCAUCAACUUUGAGCGAUGCUUUCGCAAGGAAUUCAGCACGUCGACGCUGCAAGGUAAGGCCGCGUCGACCGCCGCGGCGAUGUCAAUGAUCGAAGAUCAGCAACAGCAACACUCGGACACCGAAUUGGAAACGAAGACGAAGGACAUAAGCAGUGCCAUAUUCAGUGCGAUGGCCGGCGAGGCGGAAAUCAGUCAGAGCGACUUUGAAGGCUCGUUCAAGGUUGAGAACGAGCGCACGGAAGGCUCGGUGCGAGACUUUUGCGUAAAGGAGGGCGACGUUUAUCGCUGCACCGUAUGUCAUCGCACGUACACACACAUCAGCAACUUCUGCCGACACUACGUCACCUCGCACAAGCCUAAUGUCAAGUACUACGCCUGUCCGGUCUGCUCGAAAGAAUUCACCAGAAAAGACAAUAUGGUCGCCCACGUGAAAAUCAUACAUAGUCUUAAGCCGCACAUGAGUCUCAAUAGCAACAAUGGUGGCAGUAGCAGUAGCAGCAUGGGUCAGCCGCGGUAGACCGCUGCUGUCGGUUGGGCGUUCUCUCGUUCUGCCUCCUCCUUCGGGUCGUGUUUCCUGAGCCUCGCGCGACGAUCCGCGCAAAAUAUUGCGAUAUUACGAUAGAUUUUCAACAUUUUAUACGAUAUAUCAAGGUUCUUUUAAAAAGAAUUUUGAUAUUCCCAGUGAUUGAUAGCGAGGACCUUAAUAAGAAGAUUCUAAAGUUUACAGCGUUGUAAGAUUAUAAUACCAAAUUAUUAGAUUAUACCAAAAGAGAAACUCUAUAUAUAUAUAUAUAUAAGAACCAGCUAUAUUUGUGGAAAAACACCAAGGGAGAUUCGCGUGGCUUGCCAAAAAAAAAGGCUAAAGGAAAGCGAAGCCAGGAAGGAGGAGGCAGAUGAGGAAAAUGCGAGGAAAGCGCCCGUCGAAGCGCCUCGAACAAGGUUAAUGCGCUUUCGCGAAUAGAAAGAGGAAGACAAUAUAAUAUAUAGAUAUGUGUAAGCGAUAGACAAAUAUAGGUAGACAAGUGACCGAUCUUGUGAAAUGGCUACAACGGAACGGUUAGAGAGAAUAUGCAGAGAUGGGUACGCAAGAUUUUAGCUACGGAUAUCAUCGCCGCAGCACACAUGUUUCUUUUCGAUUUUUGCGCGAAUGUUUUCACAAGAGAAUCUUUCCGGUGCGUCAAUUAACUUUUUGAGCGUUAAUCAUAUCGAGGUUAUGGUGAAACAUUUUUAUAAAUUAUAUGUUUCACUGUCUGUUACAUAUCGUGCAUAUCAUACGAGAGAAAUCAGUUCGAUAUUCUGGUAUCGAUGCUCUGAAAGAAUCAAUCUUGAAUAUCAUUGUAUUUAUAGACAUUAAACACGUACGCUUUUCUACUUCCAAAUUGCAAAAUCUUUUUGGAAAUGUUUUACAAGUACAAUAUUAUCGCUCAAACAGUUGACGGAGCUACUCUAUUGGAUUGCACUGACGCUGCGUAACGUACGAAGUACGAGUCGCGGGUCUGACCAAGUCUAGUGCAACAAAUUCGAGAAAUUACCAAAAUAACUUUUAUAAAUAUUUAAAUUAACGAGAUGUAUCGGCAAACUAUCGAUUGAAUGUCGUUUUAACAAUAUUCUUGAUACUUGAUUCUUGAUUCUUUGGUAGACAAUUUUCGUUGCAUCCUUUCUGAAUUUCAUCUCUGCUCCCAGUUCUGAUCUUGGUUCCAGUAGGUUUAGCUGUCUUUAUCAAUCUCCGUGCCUUCGAAGACCCAUAAUGCGCACGAUUCAGCAAGUCGCGUCACGCAACGUCUACCUUUUCUCAAAGAAUCGCAAUCGUAGCUCUAGCGACGCCGGAAAUUUCAAAAGGACGAAAGGAAACUGUGCGCGCGUAACAAACAACGGGCAUUAAAGUUACGAAACGAAUGAGCUUUAUUAUCGCGCUCGCUUUAAGUAGAAAGAGCGAGGCGACUGUAAAAAUGGGAGACAGAAGAGGCUUUGUACUAUCGUAAAUGUAAAUGAAGAAUUUAUAUAAAUCUAAUCGAUACGCUCGUUUCAAUGCGUCGUACAAUGUGCGCGUACAGUUGUAUGUAAAAGCAGUUGCAAGUAAAAAGGAGGGAAAGGCGCCGUAUAAAUCCAAAUCAACGCAGAGACAGAAAGAGAGAGAUAGAAAAAGUAUAUUUAUUAUCGCCUGACUAUAUAUUAGGUUGCAAAGAAAGAGAGAGAGAGAGAGAGAGAAUCAAACACGUCAGCUGUAAUGCAGCUCGGCGACAUUUUUACGAGAAGUGCGCGCGCGCGUCUCAUCGAAAAAGAUUACAUAAGCUUGCAAACUUUACUCGUAUUUUUCACAAACAAGGACUUUUGCGCAUUCUUGAUAAAAUAUAGUUUUAAACACUUGGUCCCGAUAAAUCUUAAUGUACCUCGAAGUAAUUUCCCGACAAAGAAAAAUGGGACGAAUACGCUAUCAUCACAUGUAGCAGUACAAAAAAAUUGCAAAGAAACUGAGAAUUUUGGGAACAACACACCAAUUAUAAUUAUAAUAGAUUGUUAAAUAUAUUUAUCGGAAUAUAUAUUGAGAGAGCAACUCUCUCUCGACUGAACUAGUAAAAGACUUGAGAGAUGAAAAGAGGAAAAGGAAUCUGGGUGAAACGAGCGCGCGCACAUGCAGUGUAAGUAAUAAGGAAACUACGUAGACUGAGCAAAUGCAAUAUAUAAAUAUAUAUAUGUAUCGAUGACCGUUCGCCAUGUUGUUGUUGAGCCGUUUGAGUUGCAAAGAUAAUGUUACGAAAACAUUUUUUAGGAGAAGCGGUGAUGAAAAAAAUGGGGCAGAGAAGUAAAAGGUACGGGAAGUGUAACAAUUUCGCUAAAGAUUGCGAAAGAGAGGGACGGUUUUAACGACACCAAAUACAAGAUAGUACUGACAUUGGAUAGACUGAAGGCACCUUAGUAAUAACUUAACAACGCCGCCGCCAUGUCGGACCGCUUGGUCUGUUUAGCUGAUUUCACUCUUGAACAAACAAGUUCGCGAGAGGAACUUGGUCAAUUGUAUUGAUGACUUGUAUAAAAGAUUCAUCAUUCGUAUCGUAAGCUUUUAGACAGCUUGAAAAAUCAAUAUAUGUAAUAAUAUAUCAUUGAAGAAAAUUUCGAAACAUUCUAUCGAGAAUAUGAUAUAAAAAUUAAGAAAAAAAAGAAAAAAAUAUAUCGAAUCGCGGAGAUCUAUCCAAAUUACA